CAUAGUUUCGUUUCUCGAAGCUCAGUUUUGCUUCUGCUCUCGGAGUAGUUGCGGAGUYGCGGACGGAGCGAUGGCAGCGCUGGAGUCCGAGUCGGGCCUGUCGGGGCUGGAGGAGGAGCUCACCUGCUCCAUCUGCCUCUGCCUCUUUAGCAGCCCUGUGACGAUGCCCUGCGGGCACAACUUCUGCGCCUCCUGCCUGGAGCUCASCUGGGCCGGGCUCUCGGAGGGCUUCAGCUGCCCGCAGUGCCGGGCCACCUUCGCGGGCCGCCCGCAGCUGCAGAAGAACACGGUGCUGUGCCGGGUGGUGGAGCAGCUCCAGGGCCACGCCGGGGCCAAGGGCGAGGAGGAGGAGGAUGAGGAUGGGGAGGCGGCGGGGUCCUGGGCGGGGGAGCCCCCGGUGCUGUGUGACAGCUGCCGGGAGGUGCCGGCCGAGCAGACCUGCCUGACCUGCACCGCGUCCUUCUGCGCCGAGCACCUGCGGCCGCACCGCGACAGCCCCGCUUUCCGCGACCACCAGCUCUGCCCGCCGCUGCGCGACCUGCAGCAGCGCAAGUGCCCCCAGCACAACAGGCUCUUCGAGUUCUACUGCGACAAGCACGGAGCCUGCAUCUGCUCCCUCUGCCUGCUCGGGCACAAGCUGUGCCCCACCAGCCCCCUGGAGGAGGCAAAAGCCGCUGCCCAGUCGCUGCUGAAGAAGAAACUUGUGGAGCUGCAUAAUCAGAGUGAAAGAACUGCCCGGGCAAUGAGCACGGUGAAAACGAACCAGAACCAUUCUGCUGAGACAGCUUCAAGAAAGAAGGAACUCAUCAGCAAUGAGUUUUCAGAAAUUAAAGCUAUGAUUGAAGAAAGAGAGAACGAGAUCAUGAAAGCAAUUACAGAGGAAGAAAAGAGAGUUUGGAAUAAGUUUGAUUAUAUUUACGGUGUUCUGGGAUCUAAGAAGAAGGAAGUUGAGUCUCUCAAAGAUCAGAUUGAGAUGGCACUGACUGAAGGUGAUGACGUUCUGUUUUUGAAGAGAGCAGCAGCCCUGCAACGAAAGUCAACAAAAGAGGCUUUCGUUCCUGUCGUUGAAAUGGACCAAAAUGUGAUGCAUUCCACUUACCAGUCUGCCAUCAGCAUUAAAGAAAUAGUGAAAAAUUCAGUCAUUCAGAGUAGGGAGAAAAAAGAAGAAGCCAAACCUGUGAAAAUGAAGGCCCCUCCAGUGGCUCAUCCAAACAAAAUCUCUGCUGGAAAAAAGCCUCACGGACCACAAGAGAAAAAGAAAGCUGCUAAAGUUGCUCCAAACAGCACCCCAGCCACCCCAGCUGCUGCUGCUGCUGCUGCUGAAAAUAAAGAGCUCCUGGACAGCUUCCUGAAGAAACCCAGAGAGGAGUUCUUGCAGUAUGCUGCCCACAUCACGCUGGAUUUCAACACAGCCCACAACACCAUGGUUCUGUCUGACAACUACACCAGGAUGUCCAUCUCAGACACCUUCAUGGGUCACAAGUCCCACCCCCAGCGCUUCGUUGAUUUUCGCCAGGUUCUGGGCUUCCAGUGCUUCAAGAGAGGCGUGCACUACUGGGAGGUGGAGCUGCAGCAGAACAGCUUCUGUGCCAUCGGUGUCUGCUACGGCAGCAUGGAGCGCCAGGGCCCCGAGAGCCGCCUGGGCAGGAACAGCAARUCCUGGUGCAUCGAGCGCCUCAACUCCAAAAUAUCAUCCUGGCACAACGAUGUUGAGAAGUGUUUGCCCAACUCAAAGGCUACCAAGAUCGGGGUGCUGCUCCACUGCGAGGGGGGCUUUGUGAUCUUCACGGCGGUGGGGGAGAAGCACAGCCUGAUCUAUAAAUUCAAAGCCCAGUUCACCGAGGCCUUGUACCCGGCCUUCUGGCUGUUUUCUAGAGAUGCUGUUCUCUCUCUCUCUCAAAUGAAACAGUAAGGUGUUGUAUCUCACUUGUAUCUUUAGUUGACUUACAGUGCAUGUAAUCUGUCUCAAAGAUUGAUUGUUUGAUGCAAAAAUCAUCAUCUCAGUUAAGCAGUUUGAGAAAUCUGCCAGUUCUUUCAUCUGAAUUGCUAAAGCCUUUAGGUAGUGAUUYAGCAAAAUGUUGGUGAUGGUAAAAACUACAAUGGUAGUAGUAAAAACUACAAUUCUGAUUGCCUUAAAAUCGAAAUCAUGACAUGAAACCUUGUGAAAUGUCAUCAGUGGCUGCUGUGGUUUGCUGUAAWGRAGCCACAGAAUUAAUGUGYUCCACUGGUAACAAUAACCCCUUCSAGAAAGAAACARGAAAUUCAGGGCCCAGGCUUUGAGGGAGGUUCACUGUUGCCUUUUUUCCCUUGCACAGACUGUUGUCCAUUCAGGGGUUCUCGGUGUGUAAUUCCAUGAGAUGCUACAGAAAGAGCUGUUGAAAUCAGUAAGUUCAGGUCUUAUGGCUCUGAGUUAUAAAAGCCAAAAWGAUAAAUCUCAUCACAAUGGAACUGCAGAGGCUUCUAGAAUUAAUGGGGAAGAAAUGGUGCUAGAAUCACCAGGAAACAGCCUCAGCCCAGACACUGGGAAUACACCAGAGAGUUUGCAGGAAGACAUCCUGCAGAGCAAUGGUGUGCAUCCUGUGGUGAAGAUGAUGGGAUGAAGCAUUCUGUGUCAUYUUCUGACCCAGACCAUGCUUCACAUCUUCACACUGAAGCUCUUCAGUGCUGGGUUUUUUGGUGUGUGCUGAGGAGUUCUGGGGGUGCAUUCUUGGUCUCAGGGUCUCCUGUCAUAAAGCUUUUCCUCUUUAUGGGGUGGGAUAUUCUCUGCUGGUGUAUCUUCAGCUUGAAGCAGGGACUCCUGUUGUAAAGCUUUUCCUCUUUUUGGGGAUAUUUUGGGGUGAGAUAUUCUCUGCUGGUGUAUCUUUUGUUGUUCAGGUGGUAGAAACGGGAUUUCUUGCAUGUUUCUGGGACUACAGUUUGAGGAGUCUCAGAGUGCAAGWACCUGGGAAAUGCUGAUUCCUCUGUGUAUGAAGCCUGUGGGCAGACAGGAUUUGACAYACAGGGAAUGAGCACAAAGGAGAAUAUACACCCAUUCCCCCUGGGAUGGAAUUUUUAAUUCUCUUGGUGUUCUUUGGGUUCUGGUACGUCUUCUGGAAUUCUCACCAGGUACAGAGAAAUCUGUACUGACCACUUCAGAAUGAACUCUAGGCAAUCAAGGUAUUUGGAUCUCAUUGGGCCUGUAUCCUGUUGGUUCCUCUGRACUUACUGUGCCAGCUCUUACUCCUUGUAGCCCAUGGGAAGCUCACACGAGAGCCYUCCUGGGCUUGGAUUUGUUAAACUCCCCUUACAGGGCUUGGUGAAAUAGAACACCAGGCCACUGCUGGCAGUUUGGCAGGGAAUUGUUAGAAGGCUUAAAAGAACCUCUCUGACCACAUUCCACAUUGGCCAAAGUGCUUUGGAGAGAGGCUCUCAGGAAUUCAGGCUUGGUGUCCUGUUUUCACUUGGUUUUUAAACUCCAAGUGCUUUGUCAAGGAUAGCACAAGUCUGAUUUCUUCCAGUUCUUUGGUCAGAAUAAGAUGUGGAAUUGUUGGUGGAUCUCAAAGUGCCAUGGCUGUCUUUGGAGCAGUUCUGCUCUCCAAAGGGUCUCCUCUUUCCAAAGCACAGCCGGCACUAAAGCUCCCAACCUGAGCAGAACCCUUCAAAAGGUGCAGAUGAGGAUGUGUCCUGAUGGCAGCCAAUACUGAAUGACAAAUGGGGUUUUCUGCCCUCCCAGUUUUUCAGGAGUGAAAGGUGAGAGCAGUUCCCUCUGGGAAAUCAUUUCUGUGCUUGGCUGUGUCCCAGGGCUGCGGAUCCACUUGUCAGGGUGCUGCAGGAGUGCUCUGUCCCUCCAUCGAGGGCAAAAACUCCAGCAGCCCGUGCAGUGGGGAAAGUGCCCAUCCUCUGCUCCUYGCUKCUUGACUUUAAAGAGGUGUCAGUGSUGAGUCUGUGAGCUUCUGUAGCCACGGCCUGGAGUGACACCCAAACAAAGCAAAAAGCAGCUUUUGUUCUGCCUCGUUGGGUACAGAGGGAUUCCUGCCAUGGGACAUCGGGGUGAGGUGUCCUGGAUAACCAGGCAGUGAAUCAGGCCUUCUGCUGGGCUCCUGAUCCUCUGUUUUGCUUUCUGUUGUGCUAUAAAUGACUAGAAGUCAUAGAAUGAAGUUCUGUUAAUUCAGAAUUUACAGAAUCWGAGAAUAUUCUGGGGUUGGAGCGGACUGCAAGGAUCACUGAGUCCAACCCUUAGGUAAAUGUCCUAUAUGGGGAUGGAAUUKGUGACCUUGGCAUUACCAGAACCAAUCUCUGGGUUUCUGAAAAAUAUUGUUUGGGUUAGCUUCGGAUAUCUUGGAUAUAUAGGUGUAUUAGUAUGAUAUAACAUUAGGAAAAAUAUUAGUUAGAGCACGAUAAAUGAUCAUUUAAAAACCUUUUAAACACAACUGAAACGGUUUUACUUGGGUACCUAUCAGAGCUGCACUGGUUUUAAACAAAGACAUAUAUAGAAGCAUAAUKUUAAACUGUAAUUCUCUUUUUAGUAUUACAAAGAAUGCAAUUUCGUCUAGAGAAAGAAUUAAUUCUGGUGUUAAUGACCCCAUGAGCAAGUGGGUUGAUUUGCAUUUUAACAUACAGGUGAGAGUAAAUUGAGAAAGAGUCGCUGAAUGAAAAUAAACAAAUGUUUAAAUUUAAUCUUUUCUUCAAUGAAAGGCAUUUUUCUUCAGUAAUACAGUGUAUUUAGAAAAGGAAUGCUUCUGUAGUUACAAACCUGUGGAUUAUAGUGAUACAUCAGCCCUGCAUUUUGAUCUGUAUCAGCUGUGUUAUUGUCUGUAGCUGUGCCAGCCACAUCCCUGCCAGGGCCACCACCACAGAUUUUGUGCCACCUGGUCCAUGUGCCUGAAUGGUGAUAGUUUAAAUUCAAUAAAUAUUCAAUAAAUAUUCAUGGUUAACCCUGACUCUGAAUGUUCUG
Molecule: messenger RNA, 4933 nt
Organism: Malurus melanocephalus (red-backed fairy wren)
Lineage: Eukaryota; Metazoa; Chordata; Aves; Passeriformes; Maluridae
Gene: TRIM25
Product: tripartite motif containing 25
Exons: 8
Coding region: 71-1912 (613 amino acids)
Molecular function (GO): zinc ion binding; protein binding
Source: RefSeq, a predicted model, not a curated record